Zophobas morio is the source of this 2579-nucleotide messenger RNA. RefSeq names its product Coronin (gene Coro). The coding region runs from base 529 to 1995 and encodes 488 amino acids. Lineage: Eukaryota; Metazoa; Arthropoda; Insecta; Coleoptera; Tenebrionidae. The transcript is spliced from 7 exons. Gene Ontology annotation, biological process: actin filament organization. Gene Ontology annotation, molecular function: actin filament binding. The record is from RefSeq and is a predicted model, not a curated record.
UUUGUUGGAAGAUCCGAGGUUUGCGAGACCACGUCGCACUAUACACCACAAAAUACGGAAUGCCGUGUGAAAGUUAUCAAAAUUUAUACACGAAAGUAAAACGACGAAUCGAAAACUGAGUCAAAAGUGGCGGAUUGUUUUUACAAGGGUCGCAACUUUAGUGGAUAAAACAGACGAAAAUUCCCCAAAACUUCGCGAUACCGACCGCUUCUAAAUUCGUGACCGGCCACCCACGUACGUAUUUUUCAAGCAAAAAAAUGCCGCCGACGACCGCCGCCGAGUUUUUGCGUUUUUCGUCUUCCUCCCGUGCGUACGUAUCAAUUGGCAAAAACUGCUGACAUUUCGGGGGCAGAUGUCGCUCGUGUCGAUUUUGACGUUUCAAAAUUUUCGCAUAACCAAAUAAGGGAUUUCUGUCUUAUUUCGUGAACUAGAUAUGUGGUGCAUCUAGAUAAGAUCAAAACGGCUCGAUCUUAUGCACUAACCGAUGUAAAUAGUUCGUUCGAACGGUAGCAAUAAAACGAAACGAAGAUGUCUUUCCGCGUCGUCCGCAGCUCAAAGUUCCGUCACGUGUACGGCCAAGCCCUGAAAAGGGAGCAGUGCUACGACAACAUCAGGGUGAGCAAGAGUUCGUGGGACGCCACUUUCUGUGCGGUCAACCCCAAGUUCCUUGCCAUUAUCGUGGAGAGCGCCGGCGGGGGCGCCUUCAUCGUGUUGCCCCACAACAAGGUGGGGCGCUUGGCCGCCGACCACCCGCUCGUGGGCGGACACAAGGGGCCCGUGCUGGACAUCGCGUGGUGCCCCCACAACGACAAUGUUAUCGCGAGCGGCUCGGAGGACUGCGUCGUCAAAGUCUGGCACAUACCUGACGGGGGCCUCAUCAAGACCCUGACCGAGCCAGUCGUCGACUUGGUCUGCCACCAGAGGCGGGUCGGCUUGGUUUUGUGGCACCCGACGGCGCUGAACGUGUUACUGACGGCGGGCAGCGACAACCAAGUGGUCAUUUGGAACGUCGGGACGGGUGAGGCUCUGGUCAAACUCGACUGCCAUCCGGACAUCGUGUACAGUGCCUGCUUUAACUGGGACGGCUCGCAGCUCCUCACCACCUGCAAAGACAAGAAAAUUAGGAUGAUCAACCCCAGGACCGGGGAAGUCGAAUCUGAGGCCAUUUGCCACGAAGGUUCGAAAGCCACGCGUGCUAUCUUCCUCCGACACGGCCUCGUUUUCACGACAGGCUUCUCCAAAAUGUCGGAACGCCAAUACAGUCUUCGAACUCCAGACGCACUCAACGAGCCAAUCGUUAUGGUGGAACUCGAUACUUCGAACGGUGUCAUGUUUCCACUGUACGACCCCGACACCAACUUAGUUUACUUGUGCGGAAAGGGCGAUUCGGUUAUUCGUUACUUUGAAAUAACCGCCGAACCACCAUUCGUCCACUACAUUAACACAUUUCAAACCCCAGAUCCACAACGAGGGAUAGGUAUGAUGCCCAAAAGGGGCUGCGAUGUCACGUCCUGCGAAAUCUCCAGGUUUUAUAGGCUAAACAAUUCGGGCUUGUGUCAAGUUAUAACGAUGACCGUCCCCCGAAAGUCUGAGUUGUUCCAGGAGGAUCUUUACCCCGAUACUUUAGGCGACAGCUCGGCGUUGACAGCAGAAGAGUGGAUCGAGGGUAAAGACGCCGAACCCAUUCUGAUUUCGCUGAAAGACGGCUACAAACCACCUGAAUCGAAAGCCACCAUUUCAGUCACGAAAAGAAACAUCCUGGAUAAAGGUUCGUCGAAAGGGUCGAAAACUCAGAAUCAGACGCAAGUUUCUGAUAAAACGUUGCAAGAGUUCGCUGACGAAAUCAGGAAGUUGAAAGCGAUGAUUGUUAAGCACGAGAACAGGAUCAGGGCGCUGGAGGCCGAAGUGGCGCUGAGUAAAGCGAACGCGGACGAAGAUGGGUCCGGCGGAGACGGGCUGAACACAGGGCAUACCUUAGGAGAGGACGAAGUAUAAUACAAACAAGCACAAAAGUUGCCUUAUCAUUUCUACACGAGUGCUCAAAUUGUUUGCAAUUUUCGCUUCUUUUUUGAUACAUUAUCUAAGUAUAAUAUAUUUAUUUUAUCAUUUUUAUUUAAUUAGUAUGUCAUUUUUUAUCACCCCAAAGUGCUCUUUAAUAUUAUCUAUGAUUGUUAAAUGCCUAGAUGUAGAGGAUAUAAUAUUUUGAUGAAACGUUAGUUAUAUUUAUAUAGUUUAUAAUGAUUAUUCAGGGAGUUGUCGACUAGCGCUUUCGACUUUUUACAUGACAAUAAUUAUGACAGACUUCGAUUUUUUUAGGGAUUUUGUACAUAACCGUUCGUUCUGCGUGAAAUAUUGUAGGUUUAAUCGCUAAUUAAAGACAUUUUAUGUGUAAAUAUUCUCUGAUGGUGGCAACUUAGUGACCGAAACGUCUUACUCGAUAACUCUCUCAUUGUGAAGUUUGUGUGUUCCAUGUAUAACAACGAAUAAUGUAAAUAAAUGUAUAAAUAUGUAAUGCAUUUGCAACAGAGAAACUAAUAAUUGUUUUAUUAGUAUUUUUACAAAUACAUUUUAAAGUUUUA